Nerophis lumbriciformis (worm pipefish) is the source of this 1152-nucleotide messenger RNA. The record is from RefSeq and is a predicted model, not a curated record. NCBI's taxonomy places the organism in Eukaryota, Metazoa, Chordata, Actinopteri, Syngnathiformes, Syngnathidae.
AUGAGACUCAGGUCAAAGAGAACCUUGACGCCCUACACGGAGACACCGAGGAAAAUUCGCCGACCCUCCGCGGACAAAACAGCUACACCUAGACGAACUCGUCCAUCGGUGCCAGAAAGUCAAUUGCAAGACAAGGUUGAAGAGACAGCUGAUGUCGAAGACGUCCCCAUAUUGGCGAGGCGCCUACUGCCUCGUGGGCGGCCGAGAAAGAGAGCCAUCGCUGCGAAUGAAGCAUCAGGUAACACCCGAAAACCCCUUGUCAUGACAUUUAAUUCCACCUUAAAGACCCCAAGUAGAUCUGUCUUGCGACAUGAACGAGUACUAUCUGAGAUGAGUCCGGUGUCUCCUCACAAUUCAGCGUUCGGGAAGAUGUACAGCCCCAUUGUUCGGUUCGUCACGCCGAGCAAAGAGAAUUACAAAGGUCAAGGAAACAAUGUGUUGAUGAGCCCAGAGCAAGGAGUGUUUGGUUAUGGCUCCAUGGACCUUCUGGUGGGAGAGGACGAUGACCAUGUCUUCAGUCCCUUCACUUUCAUGAAGAACUUGCCAUCACAGUCCCAGUAUUCCCAACCCAGACUGCCUGACAUCCCCCCUAAGACUAGGAGCACACCAGAGGCCACACUUGUGUUGGACCUGGAGGAAACAUUGAUGUUUGGCUCCCUGAACAUGAUCGACAAUGCCGAAUACACCUACCUGACAACUUUUCAGGAUCAUCAGUACAAGGUUUACAUGAUCCUCCGACCUUAUUUAAAGGAGUUCCUGCAGUCUGUGGCGAAAACAUAUGAGCUCUUCAUUUACACCUGUGCAAAGAAGGAGUACGCUGAGAAGAUUCUGGACAUCCUGGAUCCACGAAGGAAGCUCUUUCGCCACCGUCUCUAUCAGGAUGAGUGUGCGUGUGUCCUUGGGCACUACAUUAAAGAUCUUCGUAUCCUGGGGAGAGACCUUGCCAAGACUGUAGUUCUAGACAAUGCACCCCAUACUUACCCGUACCAUUUAAUGAACACUCUUCCAAUCAAGAGUUGGUCUGGUGAGCCAGAUGACCGAGAACUACAGAAGCUCAUCCCCUACAUGGAGAAACUUUCUGCAGCGGAGGAUUUUCGAGAGGUGCUGAAAAAGAGGAAGGAUCACUUCCACCGACUGCUGUCAGAGGACUGA